Messenger RNA from Thamnophis elegans (Western terrestrial garter snake), 2164 nucleotides. RefSeq names its product transmembrane protein 54 (gene TMEM54). Lineage: Eukaryota; Metazoa; Chordata; Lepidosauria; Squamata; Natricidae. Bases 51 to 1265 code for a protein of 404 amino acids. The record is from RefSeq and is a predicted model, not a curated record. The transcript has 6 exons.
CUUGGCUAACUCCUGAAAGCUGUGGGUGGGGAGUCCUUGAAAGAAUCUGGAUGGGAGACCACCAGAUCAGCCCAAGACCAGGAGCCAGAUUCCAGAAAGAUGCACCACAGGCGCAAAAGCUGCAGAGGAGGAUCAGCCAAAAGGAAACUGGACUUUUUCACGCCUCCUAUCUAACUCUCCUAUCUAACCCCGGGGCUGCUGCUCCUCCUCCUCUUGCCUUUCUCAGCCUGGCAACUUUGAUGCAAAUCCCAGGAUCCCCCAGAGAGCGAGGCUGGCAUCUGCCUAGUGUAGAGUUGCCCCGGCUGAGGCUGGCUGGCUUCCCACGGCCCCCUUGGCCAAAAGCAGCCAGAGGGCUGACUCGGCAAACCGAGGCUCCGCAACGGCGGCUAAGGGGCUAUUUGAGGGGCCGUUGCCAGGGCGCCUUCGCGCAAACGCCCAUCGAAGCUGCGGCUUCCCCUGCCUGGACCCCAAAUCCGCUCCCGGCCCGGCCCGGCCUCCUCUGCUUCCCCGCGGUCGCCUGCUCGCCUGGCCCGGGGCGCGCCCAGCACGGCGGCGGCGACAGGAGGGAGCGGCUGGGCCGGGUGUGGCCGGCAGAUAUGAUUGACAUCAGCAGCUCCCAGAAACUCUUGAUGAAAACAGGACUCAUACUGAUUGUCAUUGGUCACCUGAACUUCAUUUCGGGAGCCCUGGUCAAUGGGACAGUCUUGCGCCACAUUGCCAACCCUCAAGAUACCAUUUCGUUGCAGUAUGCCAUUUCUAACAUCAUUUUGGCCAUCUCGGCCAUCUUGACAAUAACCUGUGGAAUAGCAGCUAUUGUGCUUUCCAGAUACCUGUCCCAAAAACCACUGGCAUGGGCUGUUUUCUCCCUCAGCAUCAGCAGCAGCCUCCUCUCGCUUUUCUGCCUGGUGGGGCUGGCGGUGGCCAUUGGCCUGACCUUUGCCAACAAGGGCCACGCCCUUUUGUCCCUCUGCACCUUUGCUGACAUGGAGGUCAUUCAGAUCACCCACGAGUGUCCCUUCGACCCCACGCGGAUCUAUAGUUCUGCCCUGGUCCUCUGGGGAAUCUCCUUUCUCUUGGACUCUGUGGAGAUCAUCUUCAGCAUCCGCUGCUUUCUUAUCACUCUUACGAUCCUGAACUUGAAGCUUUGUUGCAGGGAGAAGCGCAAGAAGAAGAUCUCGCUGGCGUUCGUCACCGCCCAGAGCAGAGACUCCCGCGAGGGACGGGAUCUGCUGAGGAUGGAGCGCUUGGGCGUUGUGCAGCUGUAGAGGCCAAGCGUGUCGCUCAGAAGAGCCUGGCAGGCGAAACCUUCACGGACUCUUCUGUGGCACCUUUCCGACCGUCCCUGGUCAGUGUCACCAUCUGACUUCCCUGAUCACUGGGAGGGCUGGAGCCUGCCAGGAGAAAUGGCUGAGGUCUGCUGCCGCGGCUUCUACCAAGCAAUGGACCGUCUUGUGUUUGUGCAUUUCUCCAGCUCGUCCUCUGGGUGAGGUUUCUAGCUCUGACUUCUUCCUCUUUUAUUCUGAUGCACCCAUAUGCCUACCCUCAUGUGCGACUCUCCUAGGAUGGGCAGGCUGCAGGUUCCAGCAUUACUGGAACAUCUGGACGGAACCUGGUGUUCUCUUCAGUGGGGGGGGGGCAAUGAUGCUCUGGGUCAUUCUCAGGAGCCAAGUUACCCAGAGUGAUGGGAGCCUGAUGGCCAGAGAAGAGACUCCAGCUGGGCCACUCAGGGGAAAGGACGGACUUCUCUGACAUGUUGCUUUCACCAAGUUUGUAUUUUGUUAUCACAGCUUAAAACAUGUAGUUGUUUCCAUUGAAAACCAUGGAAAAUGGCCUUUAGAUUAUUGGUUUGUUGACAAAACUGCAAAUCCUCCCUCACUUUGCUUAUAUCUGUAAAUAUGCAAAUCUAUUGAAAUAAUGGAUUGGAGGGAGGGGCAAUGGAUCAACCAGCUGCAAAGGAGGCUGAUUGGGGGGGUCUCAGCUGGCAUCCUGAGGAAUGGAGAUGCCAGGCCAGUUUCAGCCCCAGAGGCUCCCUGGGGGGAGGGGGGAAUGUUGGUCCAGCAAUAUACUCUCAGCCAACCUACCUCACAGGGUUGUUGUGGGGAAUGCCAGGAGGAUGGAGUAUUGUUUUCUGCCUUAAACUCCUGGACCAAAGAUGGAAUAAAGA